This is a messenger RNA of Pipistrellus nathusii (Nathusius's pipistrelle), 2106 nucleotides long. Lineage: Eukaryota; Metazoa; Chordata; Mammalia; Chiroptera; Vespertilionidae. The record is from the annotation of a GenBank genome assembly.
AUGGAGUCUAAACCUUCAAGGAUUCCAAGAAGAAUUUCUGUUCAACCCCCCAGCUCUUUAAGUGCUAGGAUGAUGUCUGGAAACAGAGGAAGUAAUUUAAGUGAUACCUAUCACUCAAGAGACUCUUCCUUUAGACUGGAUUCUGAUUACCAGUCUACAUCUGCAUCAGCAGCUGCAUCUCCAUUUCAGUCUACAUGGUAUAGUGAAUCUGAGAUAACUCAGGGUGCACGCUCAAGAUCACAAAACCAGCUACGGGAUCAUGAUUCAAAAAGACCUAAACUUUCCUGUACAAACUGUACAUCUACCUCAGCUGGGAGAAAUGUUGGCCAUGGUUUAAAUGCAGUAUCAGAUUCUUGGAGACAUAGUCAAGUUCCCAGAUCUUCAUCAGUGGUACUUGGAUCAUUUGGAAGUGACUUAAUGAGAGAGAGGAGAGAUUUAGAAAGGAGAGCAGAUUCCUCCAUUAGUAAUCUUAUGGAUUAUAGUCGCCGAAGUAGUGAUUUCACAACUUCAUCGUAUGUUCAAGACAGAGUUCCUUCUUCAUAUUCACAGGGAGCAAGACCAAAAGAGAACUCAAUGAGCACUUUACAACUAAAUACAUCAUCCACAAACCACCAAAUGCCUUCUGAACGCCAGACUGUACUGUGCUCUAGGGAUUCUAGAAGAAAUUCUUUAAGAUCAAAUUUUUCUUCAAGGGAAUUGGAGUCUCUCCAAAGCAAUACACAGCCUGGAUUUUCUUAUCUUUCAAAUAGAGGUGAAACCUCAACCAUAAGCAAUUCAGAUAGGGUUGGUCCAUCUCAAAGAUCAUUUCAAGAAUCUUCUGACAAUGAAGGUAGACGUACAACAAGGAGAUUACUGUCACGUAUAGCUUCUAGUAUGUCAUCUACCUUUUUUUCACGAAGGUCUAGUCAAGAAUCCUUAAAUACAAGAUCAUUGAGUUCUGAAAAUUCAUAUGUUUCUCCACGAAUUUCUUCACAGUCUCGUAAUGCAGCAUCAACUUCUGACAUUCUUGAUAAUAGGGCAUCUGAAGCUUCUCAGGGAUUUCGAUUUCUUAGGCGAAGAUGGGGUUUGUCAUCUCAAAAUCAUAGCACUGAGCCAGAUUCAGAAAAUUUUAACCAAGAAACUGAAGGUAGAAAUACAGGACCUUGGCUAUCUUCCUCACUUAGAAAUAGAUGCACACCUUUGUUCUCUAGAAGAAGGCGAGAGGGACGAGAUGAAUCUUCAAGGAUAUCCACUUCUGAAACGCAAUCUCGAUCUCAUAUUUUUAGAAGAGAAUCAAAUGAAGUGGUUCAUCUGGAAGCACAGAGUGAUCAUCUAGGGGCUGCUGCCAACAGAUCACAAGCACCUGCAGCAUCUAGCAGUGCUGCUGCAGGUGGCUCCAUGUCAGAUUCGGCUCGCAGUGGAAGAAACACAGGAAUGACAGGGAUCCUUCCUGGUUCUUUGUUUCGAUUUGCAGUCCCCCCAACACUUGGAAGUAAUUUGACCGACAAUGUCAUGAUCACUGUAGAUAUUAUUCCUUCAGGUUGGGGUUCAUCUGGUGGAAAAAGUGAUAAAACUAAAAGUGCACCUUCAAGAGAUCCAGAAAAACUGCAGAAAAUAAAAGAGAGCCUCCUUUUAGAGGACUCUGAAGAAGAAGAAGGUGACUUAUGUAGAAUUUGUCAGAUGGCAGCUGCAUCAUCAUCUAACUUGCUAAUAGAGCCAUGCAAGUGCACAGGAAGUUUGCAGUAUGUCCAUCAAGAGUGUAUGAAAAAGUGGUUACAGGCGAAAAUUAACUCUGGUUCUUCCUUAGAGGCUGUGACCACCUGUGAACUCUGUAAGGAGAAGUUACAGCUCAACCUGGAGGACUUUGACGUCCAUGAACUGCACAGAGCUCAUGCAAAUGAACAAGCUGAGUAUGAGUUUAUCAGCUCUGGUCUCUACCUAGUUGUGUUAUUGCACUUGUGCGAACAAAGCUUUUCUGAUAUGAUGGGAAAUACAAGUGAACCAAGCACACGAGUCCGAUUUAUUAACCUUGCAAGAACUCUUCAGGCACAUAUGGAAGAUCUCGAAACUUCAGAGGAUGAUUCUGAAGAAGAUGGAGAACAUAACAGAACAUUUGAUAUUGCCUAA